Molecule: messenger RNA, 1729 nt
Organism: Phragmites australis (common reed)
Lineage: Eukaryota; Viridiplantae; Streptophyta; Magnoliopsida; Poales; Poaceae
Product: eukaryotic initiation factor 4A-3-like
Exons: 5
Coding region: 214-1458 (414 amino acids)
Biological process (GO): cytoplasmic translational initiation
Cellular component (GO): cytoplasmic stress granule
Molecular function (GO): ATP binding; RNA helicase activity; translation initiation factor activity
Source: RefSeq, a predicted model, not a curated record
AGCGCGAGUCGAGAAGGAACGAGUCGAGCCGCGCCCCGCUUCCGUCGGAAACCCAUAUAAGCCGCCAGCCUCUGCCUCCUCCAAACCCUCUCCUUCGUUUCCUCCCCAAGCGCCACCGCCGAAUCGAAUCCGAGACGCUGAUCUCGGAUUCGCCCGCGACCGCAGCGCCCAGCGUCCUCGCCGUCGUCGUGCUCGCCCCCGCGCUCGUCAGCCAUGUCAGGAUUGGCACCUGAGGGUUCCCAGUUUGAUGCUAAGCAGUUUGACAACAAGAUGCAGGAGCUGCUGCAGCAAGGUGAAAGCGAAGAAUUCUUCACUUCGUAUGAUGAAGUUUGUGAAAGUUUUGAUCUCAUGGGGCUCCAAGAGAACCUUCUGAGAGGCAUUUAUGCCUAUGGUUUUGAGAAGCCAUCAGCUAUUCAGCAAAGGGGAAUUGUUCCCUUCUGCAAGGGGCUUGAUGUGAUUCAGCAAGCUCAAUCUGGAACAGGAAAAACAGCUACAUUCUGUUCUGGAAUUUUGCAGCAGCUUGACUAUGGGUUGGUUGAGUGCCAGGCAUUGGUCCUUGCUCCAACCCGUGAGCUUGCGCAGCAAAUUGAGAAAGUCAUGCGUGCUCUUGGGGACUAUUUGGGUGUCAAAGUGCAUGCCUGUGUUGGUGGAACGUCUGUUCGUGAGGACCAAAGGAUUCUUGCUAGUGGUGUGCAUGUUGUUGUGGGCACACCAGGGCGUGUGUUUGAUAUGUUGCGCAGGCAGUCACUCCGCCCAGAUCACAUUAAGAUGUUUGUGUUGGAUGAAGCUGAUGAGAUGCUCUCUCGUGGUUUCAAGGAUCAGAUCUACGAUAUCUUCCAGCUUCUUCCAUCAAAGAUUCAGGUCGGUGUGUUCUCUGCUACCAUGCCCCCUGAGGCCCUUGAGAUUACCCGCAAGUUCAUGAACAAGCCCGUCAGGAUUCUUGUCAAGAGAGAUGAGCUCACCCUUGAGGGUAUCAAGCAAUUCUAUGUCAACGUGGAGAAGGAAGAUUGGAAGCUCGACACCCUCUGUGACCUGUAUGAGACCCUGGCCAUCACCCAGAGUGUCAUCUUCGUGAACACCCGCCGCAAGGUGGACUGGCUCACUGACAAGAUGAGGAGCAGGGACCACACCGUCUCCGCCACCCACGGUGACAUGGACCAGAACACCAGGGACAUCAUCAUGAGGGAGUUCAGGUCAGGGUCCUCCCGUGUGCUCAUCACCACCGACCUGCUUGCCCGCGGUAUUGAUGUCCAGCAGGUCUCCCUGGUCAUCAACUACGAUCUGCCGACCCAGCCCGAGAACUACCUCCACCGCAUUGGCCGUAGUGGUCGUUUCGGGAGGAAGGGUGUUGCCAUCAACUUUGUCACCCGUGAUGACGAGAGGAUGCUGUUUGACAUCCAGAGGUUCUACAAUGUGACCGUCGAGGAGCUGCCGGCCAACGUCGCUGACCUUCUCUAGAUAUUGCCCUAGGAUAUGGGUAAGCUGCUGGAUAAAAAAUUCUGUUUUUGUUAAAUAUCGCCAACUUUUCUCAGCUUUGGAGGAGUGUUAAGGUCCAGGUUCUAUUUGAAUUGUGGCAAAGGACGGGUUUUAUGUUUCUUUUUCACUAUGCAACGUUUGGAAAUUUUUGUAGCGGGUAGGCCGUGCCGCAUCCUGGGCUAGCUGGGAGUGAUGAGACACUACUGGAGUACUUUACUUUCGCUGUUAAGCUAUGCUUGCUUCUGUUCUGCUU